Molecule: messenger RNA, 2110 nt
Organism: Chara braunii
Lineage: Eukaryota; Viridiplantae; Streptophyta; Charophyceae; Charales; Characeae
Source: the annotation of a GenBank genome assembly
UGUAGACCUUCUAGAAGGUAGGCAAGUGGGCAAGUGGUCAAGUGGUGAGUCUAAGAGAACUGCUGUCGUCAAUCUUCCAUCCGUCGGUACAAAGAACAUGAUGAGGCCGGGGCCUGCGUCAGGUUUGGAUGGCGGCGGCGGAGCGGCCAGUUUCAGUGAUGAACGGAUGGUGCCUCACGGAGGCAAUGAGGUGGCGGUGGCGGCAGCAGUCUCAGAGAGCCGUUCAACGGAGAUCCAGCUGCCACUACGCGGGCAAUUGAUGCCGAGCAGGUUAGAGUCCGAGCUCCCCGUGUUGCAAGUUGUGAGCUUAUCGAGAACGCAAGAAGGUAGUGUGGACGACAAUGGAUAUGAACGAAGAGCUGGAGCCUUGGAAUUGGAUGGCAGAGCGGAGGUGGAUGAGAACGAACCGCUUCUUCCACCUUCGUUGGAGAAAUCGUGGUCGUUCUUGUCCUCCUCUUCUGGCGAGCAAUUGGGAUCGAAGGAAGGGGAAGUAGUUUCUGAUUGGCGCACAAAGCCUUCUCUCGGCGUCUUUUCCAUUGAUUCAUCUCCCGUUGAACAUGUGCUGGAACCGGGAUCAGUAUCUCUUCGUCACUGCGUGAGCAUGGUCAUUUCCAGUGUGAUUGGCAGUGGGAUCUUUGCGAGUCCUGGCCUGGCGUUACAAGAUGCGGGGAGUGUGGGGGCGGUUUUGUGUCUUUGGGUGUUGGGAGCGUUUCUAUCGGCUUGUUCGUGCAUGAUCUCGGCGGAGCUGGGGACCAGUUUUCCAGAUCAGUUGGGUGAUGUGCGGUUCUUGCAUGAAGCCUUUGGCGAAGUGGCUUCGAUCUCCUACAUCUGGACAGUUCUCACCGUGCUCAAUGGAGCUGGGUUGUCCAUUCAAGCGAUGAUCUUCGCCAAGUACCUUUUGCCGCACUCGGCGGUCGGAGAUGAGGUUGCUGCAGUGACAUGUGUCAUCUUCUUCACAGUCGUAGCAAUAUCGGGAGUCGCUUUUGAAGAGAAGAUCCAGAUUGGCAUAGGAGGGAGUCGAGCGUUGUUGGUGGGGAGCAUGGUCGCAAUGGCGGCGACGAGUCUAUGGCGUGACGGAUCGGUAGCUUCGCGGAACUUGGUCGGUCAAGUGUUCGGUGGCACAGAUCUUAAGGGCCUAGGGCUGGGGCUGAUCGAUGUGAUGUUCGCGUAUCAAGGUUUUGGCAUGGUAGUCAAUUUGGCGCCCAGGAUGGCCAAGCCUGAUCGGGAUCUUCCUCGGGCUCUUGGAUUUGGAAUGCUAUCUAUCAUGGUGGCGUAUCUGCUGCUAAAUUUGUCGUACCUGUGCGUCUUGCCGGCGGGGGACAUGGCAUCUUCCUUGGUUGUUGCGAACGAUGCCGCACAGCGGGCAUUUGGUCAGAGAGCGUCUGUCGCCGUCGGCGUGCUCGUUGCGGUGUCGGUCGCAGGAAACUUCCAGACGGUGAUGAGAUGUGGGGCGGAGGGGCUGCAGGGCGCGGCCGCGGUCGGGAAAGUCCCAGCUUGGUGUGGGAAAGGGAACAAGGAGCCGGUCGCGGCAUUGGUCUUCCAGUGUGUCUUGGCCGUUGUCCUCAUUUUGCUCCCUUGGAGCAACAUCAGCGACCUGUUGAAGUUUUCUAGCUUUCUGAUGACGUUCUUUGACUUGAUGAAAGCUAUAGCCGCCAUCAAGCUCCGAACAGACAGGCCCUUCCAAACGCGGCGUGUCGUUCUGCAACAGAUUGCCGAUCACACAGACGCAUCCCGACGAACAAGAAAAGGAGCUGGAGGUGGUGGCGAUUGGUCUGGAGAAGGAGAUGAUGCGAUGAUGGGAGAGAAGGAGAAAGGUGAGAGUGAUUGGUCUGGAGACGUAGAAGAUGCGACGGGAGAGAAAGGACAAGGCGAAUUAGAAGAAUUAAGGCAGCCGUUUAAAAUUCCUUGUUAUCCCCUCGAGCCAGUUGUGAUGAUCAUUUUAUUGACAAUUAUUCUUUUCACAGCCGGAAUUACGCAGCCUAAAUACGCAAUCACAUCUGUCCUUAUUGUUUGUACCCCGUAUCCAGUGUACAGAGGGCUUCUAUGGAUCGGAUGGGUGACGUAAUUAUUUUUUGUAUUAAAAUUUUAAAAAUAAAUUCUUUGCACGGUC